This is a messenger RNA of Mesitornis unicolor (brown roatelo), 1637 nucleotides long. RefSeq names its product RAB18, member RAS oncogene family (gene RAB18). Lineage: Eukaryota; Metazoa; Chordata; Aves; Mesitornithiformes; Mesitornithidae. The record is from RefSeq and is a predicted model, not a curated record. The transcript is spliced from 6 exons. The annotation marks the transcript as partial. Gene Ontology annotation, molecular function: GTP binding; GTPase activity.
CCUCCUGCUGCGGUUCACAGAUGAUACGUUUGACCCAGAACUUGCAGCAACAAUUGGUGUGGACUUCAAAGUGAAAACUAUUUCAGUUGAUGGAAACAAAGCUAAACUGGCAAUAUGGGAUACCGCAGGUCAGGAGCGGUUCAGAACACUAACCCCCAGUUACUACAGAGGUGCACAAGGUGUUAUCCUAGUUUAUGAUGUCACAAGAAGAGAUACUUUUAUCAAGCUGGAUAACUGGUUAAAUGAACUGGAAACGUACUGCACAAGGAAUGACAUAGUGAAAAUGCUAGUUGGAAACAAGAUUGAUAAGGAAAACCGUGAAGUUGACAGAAAUGAAGGUCUUAAAUUUGCAAGAAAACAUUCCAUGUUGUUCAUAGAGGCAAGUGCAAAAACAUGUGAUGGUGUACAGUGUGCCUUUGAAGAACUUGUGGAAAAAAUCAUUCAGACUCCUGGACUGUGGGAGAGUGAGAGCCAGAACAGAGGUGUAAAGUUAUCUAACAAGGAAGAAGGAUAUGGAGGAGGAGCAGCAUGUGGUGGAUAUUGUUCUAUGUUAUAAACCUUGGGAAGCUUAUUCUUUGCAUAUUUAAACAGAUAGUGACAUCUUUCUGUACAUAAAUUCAUUAAAUGCUAUUUUUAGGGACCUUGCAGUUUGCACAUAUUUGUUUUGUAUCAUGGCAGUGAACACUUGUAGGAAAAAUGUUCUGCAGCUUUUCCAGUUUGAAAAUGUUAUGGUAAGCAUGCCUAAUUUGCAAUCUUCAGGUUUUUAUAAGUAGCAUAAAUAAUGUGCAAGAACAAAUGCACUAAAAAUUUUAUGACUGUAUACAUUCAUCAAGUAACUAUUCUAAACAAACCCAUGUAACAGAAACACAUUACUGCAUUGUCUGCUCUUUGUCUUAUUUUUAAAUACUCUUGAAAUUAUAGAACUGUAUAGCGUGCACAGAUCUUGAAAACAGUGUGAGCUAUGUAUGUUACAUUUCAUCUCUUCUAGUAAAUGCUUUUUUAUGGUAUUAAAACCAGCAAGAUUACACAGUUCUUAGACAAAUCUGCCAGAUUUUUCUUGUUCAGCAGAGCUGUCUAAAAUAAAAAUUGGCACAGGCCAUAAUUGAUAUCAGCACCUUCUUGAAGAGAUGCUUCGAAAGCUUCCUUUGCAAAGCUGGGGGACACCGUUUUUUCUUUUUAAUCAUCACUUCAGUUGAUGGCUUAACUGGAGUUUUAAUCCUGUGAUAUUUAUAUACUAAAUUUGUGGUACUCUUGCACCUUAGCUUUUCAUGAUGCAGUCUACUCUAGACUUGCUGUAGAAAGUCUUCAUUUUUGGCAAGAGGUCCGAAUGACAUAUUUGUUCUUUCAUUGUGAUUCAAUUUGCCACACUUCAGUACAGAUGUCUAAUUUUCCUAAGUGUUUGUAAUAUAACUUUCUCAAAGUGUAGCUCACUGUGGCUGUGAAGAUCUCUCAACAUGUCUGCUUUGUGCAGCUACUUGUUCAGAAAUAAACAGACACUAAAUGGGAAACUAUAGGGCUUCUUGAACGCUGUAUGGAAAAAUACUAUUGCAAUGAGUAUUCACUUGAAUUUACUGUAUCAAAGCCAAUGGUUUGUUUCAGAAGACUUGUAUAGACUAAUAAAUUUUUUUUCCACAGUA